This is a messenger RNA of Westerdykella ornata, 1776 nucleotides long. RefSeq lists its product as uncharacterized. The record is from RefSeq and is a predicted model, not a curated record. The coding region runs from base 124 to 1596 and encodes 490 amino acids. The transcript has 5 exons. NCBI's taxonomy places the organism in Eukaryota, Fungi, Ascomycota, Dothideomycetes, Pleosporales, Sporormiaceae. Gene Ontology annotation, cellular component: cytoplasm; proteasome regulatory particle, lid subcomplex; nuclear proteasome complex.
UGGUCAACAUACACUCACACGAAUUCUCCGCUCUCAUUCCGCGCUCGAACCUCUUCGGACUCAGAAAUUCAAUAGCAAAGCUACUAGCCUUAAAGUUAGGCGCGACACGAACCCCGCACCACCAUGUCAAGCGGGCAGCUGAAGGCGGAGAAGGACUUCUCGAAGGAGGUAGACAAGCUCCUUCCAGAGGCCGAGGAGCUUGGUUCAAGCAACCCGCAAGCUGCUAUUGAGAAGCUCUUGCCGCUCGAAAAGCAGACCCGCCAGGCUUCCGAUCUUGCGUCGACCUCGCGUAUCCUCGUGGCCAUAUGUACAAUAGCGAAAAACGCCGGUGACUGGAGCUUGUUGAACGAGCAGGUGCUUCUGCUCUCCAAGAAACAUGGACAGCUCAAACAGGCUAUCACCAAGAUGGUGCAAGUGGUUAUGGGAUUCCUGAAUGACACUCCGGAUUUGGAAACUAAGCUGUCCGUCAUUGAGACCUUGCGCACGGUCACUGAGGGCAAGAUAUUUGUCGAAGUUGAGCGGGCUCGCGUCACCCGGAUUCUCUCGGAUAUCAAGAAGGAGCAAGGCGACAUCAAUGCGGCGACAGACAUUCUUUGCGAGCUCCAGGUGGAGACGUUCGGAUCCAUGACCCGCCGCGAGAAGACCGAGUUCAUACUGCAGCAGGUGGCGCUUUGCAUAGAGAAGGGUGAUUGGACACAGGCGGGUAUUUUGAGCAGGAAGAUCAGCACACGGUACUUUGCCCGGCAGCCCAAGAAGACGCCGGAGCAGCUGGAGAAGGAGCGGAAGGAGCGCGAGGAGAAGGAGAAGACAAGGAGCGUGGAUGAACCGCCGCCAGAGCCAGAAGAUGAUGUGACAGACCUGAAGCUCAAGUACUACGAGCAGCAGAUCACGCUAGCCAAGCAUGAGGACAAAUAUCUCGACGUCUGCAAGCAUUACCGGCAAGUUCUGGAUACUGAAGCCGUUGAAGAAGAUCCGAAGAAGUUGCGGGUGAUACUUCAACGGGUCAUCUACUUCAUCAUCCUCGCCCCGUACGAUAAUGAGCAGUCUGAUCUGAUCCACCGCAUCUACAGAGACUCGCGCAAUCUGCAAGUCCCGGAAGAGGCAAAACUCCUGAAGCUUUUCACGGUGCCUGAGCUCAUGAGAUGGCCGGUGAUCGCACAGAAAUUCGGCCCUCAUUUAACCGAAACGGAUGUUUUCGACGCCGAAAAAGACGACUCGGACGACCCGAAGGCAUUCCAGAGGUGGCAAGAUCUUCGCAAGCGUGUGAUUGAGCAUAACAUCCGGGUCGUCGCCAAAUACUACACCCGCAUCCAGAUCCCCCGCCUCACUGAGCAUUUGGAUCUUCCGGAGGACGAGACGGAGAAGUAUAUUAGUGACCUGGUCACUGCAAAGACCAUCUACGCCAAGAUCGACCGACCAGCACGGAUUGUCAGCUUUGCCAAGCCUAGGGAUGCGGAUGAUGUCUUGAAUGAGUGGAGCGCCAACAUGAAGAGCUUGCUUGGCCACUUGGAGCGGAUUGACCACCUCAUCACCAAGGAAGAGAUGAUGGCGCGGAUACAGCCGACGGUAGCGAAGGCGAAGGCGAAGGCAAAAUGAGGUGCGCCUAGGGAAAUAGGAAAAGGUCGGCACCCGGAAAGCUAAAGAUAGAGAUAGAGGCAUACCCCUCUAGCUUUUGAAAGCGUAUGUAAUAUAGAUAUGAGCAUGUGCUUGUCUAUGUCUAUCUGGCUCAUAUGCAAUGCCGUCUAACCAACGAAUGCAGCGUCUACAAGGGUAUUC